This is a messenger RNA of Scheffersomyces stipitis CBS 6054, 1344 nucleotides long. RefSeq names its product Salicylate hydroxylase (Salicylate 1-monooxygenase) (gene NHG2). Bases 1 to 1344 code for a protein of 447 amino acids. NCBI's taxonomy places the organism in Eukaryota, Fungi, Ascomycota, Pichiomycetes, Serinales, Debaryomycetaceae. Gene Ontology annotation, biological process: secondary metabolite biosynthetic process. The record is from RefSeq and is a predicted model, not a curated record. Gene Ontology annotation, molecular function: FAD binding; monooxygenase activity. The transcript has a single exon.
AUGACAAUUACACAGUCAAGAAUUCCAACUUCUUCCAUUUCCCUACAUUUCAUUGUUGUUGGUGCUGGUUUGGGUGGAGUAACGGCUUCGAUUGCUCUCACCUUAGCUGGGCAUAAGGUGACCGUUUUAGAAGCUGCUCCCAUAUUAGGCGAAGUUGGUGCUGGGAUACAGAUUCCUCCUCCUUCAGUUAAGAUUCUUCAGGCUAUUGGAGCCUUGGACGAAGUACUCUCCAAUGCUACUUUUCCUCGUGAGUUUCAGAUUCAUAGUUGGAAAGAAGGCAAGAUUAUUUCCAAACAGAACUUGAUCCCCUACACUAUGGAAAAGUACAAUUCUCACUACUUGCACAUUCAUCGGGCCGACUACCAUCGAGCCUUGGUUAACCGAGCCAUUGAAGUCGGAGUUGAGAUUGUUUUGGAUGCCCGGGUCAACCACAUUGAUUUUGAAAAGGCCACCGUUGCUACUGCUCGUGGAGAAGUUUAUUCUGGGGACGUCGUAGUUGGAUUCGAUGGCAUAAAGUCUCGCUUGAGAUCCUUCAUUUUGGGCUACGAAGACUUACCUUACGACACAGGCGAUCUUGCCUAUAGGGCAAUAAUCAAAGUAAGCGAAAUGAAGAAGGAUCCGGAGCUUGUUCCUUUCAUUGAAGAACCAAACAUACACUUCUGGUGGGGUCCUCGAUGCCAUGUUGUAUUAUAUUUAUUGCAAGGCGGUGAGAGUUGCAAUGUUGUCAUACUUACACCAGAUACCUUGCCUAAAGAUGAAGCAGUUCAGCCUGCCAAGGUAGAGGAGUUAUUGGAGUUGUUUAAGGACUGGGAUCCAAGAUUGAACUCCAUCUUUAAAAACAUACAUAGUACCAGCAAAUGGAGAUUGCAAAAUUCAAGAGAAUUAUCCACAUGGACACAUGAAGAAGGAAAUGUGAUCAUCUUGGGAGAUGCAUCGCAUGCCACUUUGCCCUACUUGGCAUCCGGAGCCUCUCAAGCCUUGGAAGAUGCUGCGGUAUUGGCAGGUUUGUUCGGCAGAAUUGAACAUCGGGGCCAGAUUCAUGAUCUUCUCAAUCUAACGGAAUCUUUGAGAAAAUGGAGAUCUACUCAAGUUGUCCAAGGUUCCACUCAAUGCAGAAAUAUCUACCAUUUACCAGAUGGUAAAGAACAACAGUUAAGAGAUAUGAAAUUGCAAAUCUCUCCUCCAAAGAUCGGCUGUCCCAACAGGUGGAGAGAUCCUGUUUUCCAGGAAUUUUUAUGGGGUUACGAAGCGUUUGACGAGGCUGAAAGAGGGUGGGCAGAGUAUAAGAAGGGAAAGAUUGCGAAGUACACCUUCGAUCUGCUUUACGAUGAAGUGAAAUUAUAG